CGAGGCGUCGCGAGGGGCGCACGUAUUUGCACGAACGAAACGAAGCACGCGUGUGAUGUUUUGAGAAAUUUUUGAAUGUAUCAGUGAUGUGAUUAGUUUUGGAUUGUAUUGCUUUCAGAUGUUUCGUAAUGGUGUAAACAGUAAAGUGGCAAGUCGACAUUAGCGCACUAGUUAACUUUAGUGUGGUGUAGUGUGGUGUAAUGAAGUGAUAGUGCACAAGAUGGCGCCGAAGUUCCUUACACUUCUCUUCGCUGUCAUCUGCUCUCUGGCACACGCUGAAAGAGAUCACGCGUCGUCAUUGGUGGGCAACACGGCCCGACUCCGAUGUCGCAUCGACGGCAAGUCCUGCGGUGAAAUGCACAGUAUCAAGUGGUAUAAGGCCGAUACUCGGGUGUACGUGUAUUCGGCUUCGAAGGACGCGGCCAUAAACCGGCCUGAAGGAGAUAUGAUGGACAGGAUGUCAAUUUCCCAUGAGCCAAACGCUACUUUCGCCGAGCUGGUAAUUACCAACGUGAAGGCUGACGAUGAAGGAGUGUACCGCUGCGAGAUCACCUAUCUGCAGGUCGGCGAGGACUGUAACACCGUGCAAGUCACCGAUUUUCAUACUUACAUCAAACCAAAAGCCGUGGAAGUGAUCACGAAUGAUGGAAAAAUAUUGACAAACGGUCAAUCCUACGGGCCACUGCUGGAGCGUGCGAGGGUGAAUGUCACUUGUCUGGUGACGGAUGGAAAGCCACAGCCCAAAGUCACGUGGUAUUUCAAUGGGAAGGAGCGCUUAGACGCCCAAACAAUAACAGAACAGUCGGUGGUAAAGCACGUGCUUCCGCUCACCGUGACGCGGACGGAGCUUGACGGCGAGCUAGUGUGCAACGUGUCAUCUGCCGCCCUCGACAAUCCCAUCAUAAGGACACUCAAAUUGGAUGUCAGGGUACCACCAAACAAGAUAGCGAUAUCGGGAGUAGGCGAACAUGUGACACAAGGAACGCUGUUGACGCUCAUGUGCAGCGUUUCAGGCGCCCGCCCUGCUGCCACCAUCGAGUGGUUCAACGGCACUGAGCUACUGACACCAGCUAAUCAAAAUAUACAGCAAAAAGAAAUUGAAUCGAGUGAUACCACAGUGGCCACCAUGUCCAAUCUGACGUUCGAAGCGACGCGGUUCGAGAACGGACGCAGGUUUAUUUGCAAAGCUGUGAACGACGCCAUGAGAGACAACAAUGAUCAUCCCAUUCAUGCCACGAGGGAACUUGAAGUUUGGUACCCGCCGAUCGUUCACGUGGGCCCGCCCAACAUAACAGUAGUAGAAGGCACCAAGAUCCUACUCAAGAGCGAAUAUGAGAGCAAUCCGUCAUCCCUCACUGAAGUUGUAUGGUAUCGAAAUGGCGAGCGUCUCAACGUAAACUCGAGCCACUACCAAGGAGGAAGCACGGACCAGCACGCGCUGAUCAUUCUCGAUGCUAAUGGAGAUGACAUGGGGAACUAUACCUGUCUGCUCGCCAACGUCGUGGGUAACGGUACCACUGAGGAAUUAAUCAGCGUGAAUGUACUAUUCAAGCCCCAAGUACGUCUGAUAAUGAAUCCAGAGAGUCCAAUACUGGAAACGGACCACAAGAAUGUGACAUUGACCUGCGAAGUGGUCUCCGGAAAUCCCUCGGUGCUGGAUGAGGUGAUCUGGUACUUGGAUGGGGAGGUGUUGAAACAUCUGCCUGAAUGUAAUGGGACGGACGAGAACCUCUGCAACGAAGUGGACCCCUCGAUGCUGCUCCUCCAAGACACGACCAAGAGCUUCCACGGGAACUACUCCUGCAAAGGAAAGAACUACGCCGGUUGGGGAAACGAGAGUCAGAAUACUGAGCUCGUCGUUAACUACCCUCCGGGAGCGGCGAAGUUGACUUACUCCCCUUGGCGAGUGGUGAAGGGCAAGUCCUUGGUCCUGAGCUGCAGCAUCCAGGAGAAGGGCAGGCCUGAAGCCCACAGAUUCCGUUGGCACCGCGGAGGCCGCGUGGUGAGCGACAUCGUAUCCCAGAACUGGACCAUCGACCCUGUGACCUUGGACCAUCGAACUAACUUCUCGUGCAGAGGGGUCAACGCGGGGGGCGAGGGAGAGCACGCCUUCGUCAACGUCGACGUCUUGGCGCCACCUAGUUUCAAAUACGCGAUGAACCACUACAGCGGAGCCUUAUACAAAUCACAAAAUAUAUCCCUCUCGUGCACGGUGGAAUGUGCGCCUCUGUGCAGCGUCCAGUGGCUGAAAGACGGACAGAUCAUCGACCCCGCCAAGACGGACCGAUAUUAUGUUGUCGAUCGGAAGAUUCCUCCACAAGUCAACAGGAACGACUUCGAGGCCACCGAGUCUACGCUGCACUGGAACAUGUCAUCGUGGCCGGGCGGGGCUUUGUCCCGUUCGUCGGACACGGCUCGCUACACGUGCCGCUCCUCGCGCAACGCCGCCGGGCCCCCCGUGAACUCCACCACCAAGUUCGCCGUCGAGUAUGAACCGGAAAAUAUAACGGUGACGCCUAAAGUGGUUUCGGUGAUCGAAAAUGAAAUUCCAGCCAAAGUCGUGUGUUCUGCAAAGGGAUUCCCCAUGCCGAGCUACAGUUGGCGUCGCGAGCACCUUACGAAGAUCUCGGCCAAGGAGCACUCAAACCGCUCCUUCGUGCUGUCAUCCUCGAACACGCUGCUGCUCGGGCCUAUCGCGAGGAAGGACGCAGGCAACUACGUGUGCGAGGCCUACAACAGGCACGGAGCUGUCAACACUACGGUGUUCAUGGACGUCAUGUUCGUACCGGAAUGCGGCAUCAAGCAGCAGGAGGUGGAUGGGCAGCAGUUGCUGGUCUGCACGGCUCACGCCAACCCCACCGAGGUUUCCUUCACGUGGAAGCUGAAGAACGACAACGACACGCUGACCGACGAGAAGAUCUGGUCGGAAGGAGCUCAGAGCUUCCUCCGUCUGCGGUCCGGAGUGGACGUGUACCGGACGUACUUGUGCGUCGCCUCCAACGAAGUGGGCGUCUCGAGGCCUUGCGAAAGGGACGUAAUGGCCAACAUGGAUAGUUAUAGCACGAAGGUUUGGUGGCGCGAUCGCCAGAAGCUGUUCCUGAUUGGUGGAAUCGCGUUGGCCCUGCUUCUUAUCACCGUGAUCCUGUGCAUCAUCAUUAUCUGCAUCUGCCGACGCAUGCGGGCCAAGUCCAAGUGCCCUCCUUCGAAUGGCGUAGAUAAUGCGGCCAACGGAGCUCUGGGAACGGACAACCCCGGUCUCUAUGAGAACCUGCCGUUCCACGGACUACAACAACCACCCAACAAGCCAUUCCGGCCGGAGGACCAUUUUAUAUACGCCGAUGUCGAUAUGAAAGAUUAUGGGCCGAUCAACUACAAGGCGGCCUCCAUUUACGCUCAGAUGAAGAAAGUCAAGAAUCAACAGAAACUACAAGAAAUCCACGACAAAAACAACCCAGACGACGACAUGCUGUGAUCGAAAAUAUAUUUUACCAAAUUUACUAAUCAAUACUUUAAAGCACCUUUUCUCCACGACGAGGACUUCAAGUAUCAAGUUUUGUCGAUAAUCGGACGCAAUAUCCAGAAUAUCUAUCCUCAAAACUUGCUAACUAAACGAAAAUUAGAAAGUUUAAUCAAAUUGUCGUGGAGGAGAAGUCUCGUCUGAACGUCAGUGAUGUUAAUGUUGCAUUUAAUAAUGGACUCCCAUAGAAAGCCCACCAAAGUGACCAAAUUCGUGUAAUUCUGAUGUACGUCCCGCUUAAAUAGUGAUGGUGUUUCAUUCGUAUUUAAUUAAACUUGUAUUCUGCCUGUACUAUGUUAUCGUUAUAUCAGAAUCGUCUGAUUGACAGAGAUCGGCCAGGGAAAUACAAUUUAAAAAUAUAUAUUUUAAAUAUAAUACAGAUAUUAAAUGAAACACCUUCAAUGCUAUUUAGUUGAGUUUUUGUAAUAACAGAUUGCGUAUUCUCACAACCAAAGAGGGGAACCCCGAUAAAGUAAAUACAAUUAAUGUACAGGUUAGAUGACAGUAGAGAUAUUGUAAAUAAAUGUAGUUUUCAUAAAAUGUACUUGAUAGAGAACACACAACAGGUGUUAGGGAAUUUAGUCUUAAAUCGUCGGUAACGUUAGUUUGGGCGUCGCUUGUCGUUCGACGUCAAUUCAUUACAAAAAUGGUCAAAGUUACAAAAACUUAGAUGUAUGUUCGCAAAUUAUUAAACAUUAUUUAAAUAUCGGUUAGGGCUUUAACAUUAUGACCGGUUUUUUUGUUUAACAUAUUUUUUUGUGAAUUGAAAACCGCUUCUAACAUUAAAGCCUCGGCCCAUAUCUGGCGUGACUUAUCUUUGAAACUGUUUGUAAUUUCAACAUAAAUUUCAGACAAAGCUACGUAGACGUUUGAUUUGAAUUAGUACCCUAGUAUUAAAAAGUGAAGUAAAUCUUCCAUACAAAUUAUUAGCCAAGGUGUUUAGAUAUCGACGCCAGAUUCGGAUCUGAGUCACGUCAAAGAUACGGGCUCUAGUUCACACUCUCCGUCCAAGCGGGAUUGUUUGAUGUUAGCUGCCCCACGUUGAAGUCCUUAAUGCAAUGUUAGGAGGAAAUGAAAAUUCUAACAUUUAAGUUUUUCAAAGAAUACACAAAGUUUAAUACAUUAUAAGUAUUUUCUUUAUCAAUUUUGCGUUUAACAUUAUUGUUAAAUUACGGCUCCUAAGGAGUUAAACGAUUAUCGAAUUUGCUUUAAAAUGUUAUUUUUUAAUAGUAUUAACAUUUCAUCUUGAUGUGGUACAAAAAUUAAUUAAUUUUGAAAUCAUUUUGUUCCAUAUCGAGACAACAUUAAAAAUAUUAAUCUAGCUAAAACCCUAACUACUAAUGUAAAUAGAAAUUCAAUAAUAUAGACGAUGACCUAGUUUCUGACGUUAACGUCUUGUUGGUCAAAUACCAGAUGGCGCUUUUUUCAAUUAGAUUUACAUUACAAUGUUUCAAAGUAAUACUAAAUUUUUGAAUCAAUCCGAAACACGUGGAUGUUGUGUAUAUUUUUGAUCUGAAUUAAAACGGGCGGAGCUCAUUUUUAUCCAAAAGUAAUGUGAAUUAAACACAAGUAAAAACUUAUGGCAUAUUAUUUGUAAUAAAAUGUUUGUUGUAAUUUUUGUGAUAAAAUUUACAAACGUAAGUCACACGAUUGACUGACCAUGGGAAUUUUUAUAUUUCCAAAAACUUAUCUUAUCUAUUAUCACUAUGCGUUACUAAUGAUUCCGACUAAUAUUAUAUCUAUAAAACGAAAUUUUAAAUUCAACGUAUUAUAGAAUUUUGUGUUAUAUUUCUUUAACAACGGACAUCAAAUAGAAACAACUAGAUAAAAGUGUUGAAUUCACAUUAAAUCACUAAAUGAUGUUAGAAAGUUUGUACAUAAUACAACUUGUUAUAAUAUUAGUGUUAAUAAAAUAAUUUAUGGAUUUUUAAUUGAUGUCUUUGUCCCACAAUAAACCAGUAUCGAAGCUAG
Messenger RNA from Pieris brassicae (large cabbage white), 5488 nucleotides. RefSeq names its product hemicentin-1 (gene nrm). Gene Ontology annotation, molecular function: cell adhesion molecule binding. Lineage: Eukaryota; Metazoa; Arthropoda; Insecta; Lepidoptera; Pieridae. Gene Ontology annotation, biological process: cell-cell adhesion. Bases 221 to 3472 code for a protein of 1083 amino acids. The transcript has 26 exons. Gene Ontology annotation, cellular component: cell-cell junction. The record is from RefSeq and is a predicted model, not a curated record.